Molecule: messenger RNA, 3214 nt
Organism: Dermatophagoides farinae (American house dust mite)
Lineage: Eukaryota; Metazoa; Arthropoda; Arachnida; Sarcoptiformes; Pyroglyphidae
Source: RefSeq, a predicted model, not a curated record
UUUGAAUUCUUUUUUUUUCUUCAUUACAUGAAAAAUAUCACCACCACCACCACCAUAUAUUAUCGUGUCAAAAUUCAACGAUUUGCAAAAUGAAAACAAUCAUCAUUGAAUAAUGAUAAAUUCAAUUUUGUUUUGAUUUUACAAAACAAUCAUUCCAUCCAUUUAUUAUCGUGUUCAUUCCUAAAUGAUCCAUUCGAUUUUUUUAUUUACUUAUUUAUUAUUUCUGAUUCCACUAAAAAGAAAAAAAUGUCAUUACCAAACAGAAUCUAUUCUUUAGAUCUUUAAUUUUUUUUUUUUUUUUUUUUGAUAACUUUAUUUACUUUUUUCUUCAAAUCAUCAGUUUUUUUCGUUUAUCGUUAACUGAAAAUUUCCAUAAUGAAAUGCUCAAAUUGUAAUGAAGAUAUUGAUGAUGAUGAUCAGAUUGUCGAAGCAAUCAGUAAUCGUACGAAAAAAUUUUGUCAUCUUCGAUGUUUUCGCUGUAAUAUUUGUCAACAAUCAUUGAUUGCUUGGGAUUUUGAAAAAGAUGGUAUUCUUUAUUGUGCCGAAGAUUAUUAUAAUAAAUUUGGUGAACGUUGUCGCCAUUGUCAUCAUUUCAUGACCGGACCGGUAAUGGUUAUUGGUGGUGAAUAUAAAUUUCAUCCAGAAUGUUUCAAAUGUGAUUGUUGUCAUGCUAUUAUUGGUGAUGAUGAAUCAUAUGCAUAUGUUGAUUGUCAGCAAUUAUUUUGUAAUAAUUGUUUUCAAAAACAAACAUCAUUUGAUCAUCCAAUUGUCAAUAGGCCAUUGAUAAAUGAUGAACAACAACAACAACAACAACAACAAAUCCAGUUAUUACAACAAAAACAUGAUAGCAAUAAUGUGAUUCAAAUGAUUGAUAUUCCACCAUUGUUCAAUAGUAAAAAACGACGAAUUCGUUUAGCAUUCAAGGAUUGUCAACAACAGAAUGGCCAUCAUAGUCAUAUACAUUAUAUUGGUCAUCAUCCUCCAUCAAAUUCGAGAAAAACCGAUUCACUGGUGGCCAUAUCAGAAAUUGAUGUCAAUUAUGAUGAUAAUCAUCUGUUUCAUAUUGCUGAUCGUAUACUAAAAAUUAAUGAUAGCUUUCUUGGUGAUAGUACAACGCCUGAAGAUAUUAAGAAUCUCUUUGAUUUAUAUUCCGAUAAAAUAAUUCGUCUUUAUGUUGAACAUAAUCCUAAUCAUGAUAAAAAAACACAAAAUUCGAUGACAAGAGAGAAAACACCACCAAGUUUAGAAUAUGAUUCUACAGACCAGACAACAAAGACGACAACCACGACAACGAACGGUGUCAUUGACUUUGAUGAUAAUCAGAGCAAACUAGUCGUCAAUUUGUCGACAACUGAGAAUAAAAAUCAUGUCAUGUCAUUCACUAAAAACAAUGAUAAAGACAAUAAAAAUUGUACAAAUAGUAAAUCAAAUUAUGUGACACCUGAUCGACCGAAAAGUCUAUGUCAUCAACGUUCGAAUUUACUGGACAGUAGUUCGAAUGAUCACGUUUCGAAUAUUGAUUCUGGUUCAAAUUUGAAUGAAAUAACGAAUAAAUCUAAAUUUACAUCGGCCGGUCAAUCUUCUAGUAGUAGUAGUAGUAGUAUUAGUAGAUCAUCGGAUAAACGAUAUCGUAAUCGUGAACGUUCAUCAUCAUUAUCACGUUUACUUGAAGCAAUUAGCCUAAGUUCAGAUUGUGGUAAAUGUAAUAAUGGAAAUACGGCCACUGUUAGUGUUGGUAGCAGCGGCGGCGGCGGUGGUCUCGGCAACGAUACUUGUGAUAAUUUGCCAACUAUUAUUCCAAAUAAUUUUUCCAAUAAAAAUAAUCAACAAAAUUCACAAUCAUAUUUUACAUCAUCUCGUAAUGGUUUAACAUUAGCAUCUCGAUUGAAUAAUCCAUUAUCAAGAACUAAGUCAUUUCGUGUUGAACCAAAAAGUUAUAGAAUAUUUCGUGCUGCCGAUCUAGUCAAAGGAGCUUUACUUGGUAAAGGUUUCUAUGGUGAAGUAUUUGAAGUGACCGAUAAAGUGACCAAAGAAAAGAUGGUCAUCAAAGAAUUAUAUCAUAAUGAUCGUGAAGCUGAAACGAAUUUUGUUCGUGAAGUUUCUAUCCUGAAAUCUUUGAAUCACAAAAAUGUUUUACAUUUUAUUGGAAUUUUGUAUCGUGGAAAAAAAUUAAAUCUUAUAACUGAAUAUAUAACGGGAGGAACACUACGACAAUUGAUUCAAGACGAGAAACGUUCAAUUUAUUGGCCCGAACGAAUUGGUUGGGCUCGAGAUAUUGCUUCCGGUGUUAAUUAUUUACAUUCAAUGAAUCUAAUACAUCGUGAUCUUAAUUCACAAAAUUGUCUAGUACGUGAAGAUGGAACUGUUGUUGUAGCUGAUUUUGGUCUUUCAAAAAUAACCUGUACGAAUGAUGAUGAAACCACCACCACCAUCACCACCACCACCACCAACAAUAAUGAUGACAAACAACUUCUCGUUUCCAACAAUAAUAAUAAUAAUAACAGUAACGAAGAAUCAUUCAGUGAAAAACAGACACAAAAAUUAAAUCGUCGUCGUGAUCGCCGUAAACGUUAUACUAUUGUUGGCCAUCCAUUCUGGAUGGCACCAGAAAUGAUGCAUCGAGAUAAAUAUGAUGAACGUGUUGAUAUCUAUUCAUUUGGAAUUAUUUUACUCGAGAUUAUUGGCUCUGUAAAUGCCGAUCCUGAUGUUUUAAAACGAAAUCGAGAUUUUAGUGUGGAUAAAAAAUAUUUUUUCGAUACAUAUGUUAAUAAAUCCUGUCCAGAAGUAUUCUGGAGGAUUGCUUUUCUUUGCACUGAAUUAAAUCCUGAUAUGCGACCAUCUUCACAGGUUUUGGAACGUUGGUUUCAAUUAUUAUAUACAGCUGUUAAUAAUCAACAAACAAACAACAAUCAUUCAAUAAUUCAUGGAUCAUCAUCAUCACCAGAUUGUGGUCUAAUUAAUACUAGCAAUAAUAAUAAUAAUAAUGAAACAAAAAAAUUCACAUUAGAUGAAUUAGCAAAAGAAGUAUCCAAUUAUAAUCGAUAUGAAACGUUGAACAUGAAUCAUCAACAGCAGCAACAACAACAACAAUCGAUAUCGGCUAGUAAUAGUGGCCAAUCAACAAGAAUCAGUACAAAUCUAUGAUGAUGAUGAUGAUGAAUAUUAUUAUUGUUCCGUAUAUAUGAUCUCUUCUUCUUCUUCACAUACACUAAAU